AUGUCAAAAACCGAAUAUCUGACGGAUUUCUCUUUUCCCCACCAUGGUCUAGGAGUGGGGUUUGCAACACGGCAGGUGGGGAAUGUGACUAAACCCACUGUGAUUAUCAGCAGCGAGGGAGACAAAGUAGUGAUCAGGACGCAGAGCACUUUCAAAAACACAGAAAUCAGCUUUAAACUUGGAGAGGAAUUUGAUGAAACUACCCCCGAUGAUAGAAACUGCAAAUCUGUUGUGACCUUGGAUGGAGACAAGCUAGUGCAUGUACAGAAGUGGGACGGCAAAGAGACAAACUUUGUGAGAGAAAUAAAAGACGGCAAAAUGGUAAUGACUCUCACCUUUGGUGAUGUGGUUGCUGUUCGUCACUAUGAGAAAGCGUAGAGUUUACCUGAGAUGUUGCUUCUCCUGGAUGGAUUAAUGUACCGUCCAUAAUCGAACGUAGAUAAAAUGCACAUCACUGGCAUGAAAAGUCAAUUAAAGA
Apaloderma vittatum (bar-tailed trogon) is the source of this 478-nucleotide messenger RNA. It is a transcript of the gene FABP7, whose product is annotated as fatty acid binding protein 7, brain. Gene Ontology annotation, cellular component: cytosol; nucleus. Bases 1 to 378 code for a protein of 125 amino acids. The record is from RefSeq and is a predicted model, not a curated record. Gene Ontology annotation, molecular function: fatty acid binding. The transcript has 3 exons. NCBI's taxonomy places the organism in Eukaryota, Metazoa, Chordata, Aves, Trogoniformes, Trogonidae. Gene Ontology annotation, biological process: fatty acid transport.